Psammomys obesus (fat sand rat) is the source of this 7745-nucleotide messenger RNA. RefSeq names its product RNA binding motif protein 26 (gene Rbm26). Bases 469 to 3507 code for a protein of 1012 amino acids. Gene Ontology annotation, molecular function: metal ion binding; RNA binding. The transcript is spliced from 24 exons. Gene Ontology annotation, biological process: mRNA processing. Gene Ontology annotation, cellular component: nucleus. NCBI's taxonomy places the organism in Eukaryota, Metazoa, Chordata, Mammalia, Rodentia, Muridae. The record is from RefSeq and is a predicted model, not a curated record.
CAAGUAUUUCUCGCGAGAUUUCUCGGCAGCCAUCUUCUUGGGGGUGUUGGAAGCCGGGAAGACCCCCGAGCCGUUCCCAUUGAGCCGCCCUUCGUUUUUCGCUUUCUUCGCUUCUCCUCUGCCGCGUUGCCAACAAGCACCCAAUCCCAAAGCUGAGAGAGCAGCCCGGGUGUGAGCGCGUUCGGCCCUCCUGCGGGAGGAUUCACUGGGGAGCAGGGCAGGGGGGAGGGCCCGGGCAAACGGUUGCUGCCUCAGCCUGGGCCGGGGUCCGCGGAGGGGAAGCUCCCGGCGCCAGGUGGGCGCGUGACCGGCGGCGGCCCCGGCGAGGUGCUCGCCGACCGCGGCUCGCGGGAACCUGCCACCGGCGCCUCCCACCGCGGCCCACGCGGACGGCGCGCGGAGGAGGCGGCGGCGGCGGCCGCGACCUGGGCCAGCUCGGGAGUGUGAUCGGCUUCGGGGCCGCGGUGGAUGGUUUCUAAGAUGAUCAUUGAAAACUUCGAGGCACUCAAGUCCUGGCUCAGCAAGACCCUCGAGCCCAUCUGUGAUGCCGAUCCAUCAGCCCUAGCAAAAUAUGUUUUGGCUCUGGUAAAGAAAGACAAAAGUGAAAAAGAAUUAAAGGCAUUAUGCAUUGAUCAACUUGAUGUAUUUCUUCAGAAAGAGACGCAAAUAUUUGUGGAAAAACUUUUUGAUGCUGUGAAUACAAAGAGUUAUCUACCUCCUCCAGAGCAGCCGUCAUCAGGAAGCUUGAAGGUAGACUUUCUUCAGCACCAAGAAAAAGAUAUAAAAAAAGAAGAGCUGACAAAGGAGGAAGAGCGAGAGAAGAAGUUUUCCAGAAGGCUGAAUCACAGUCCUCCCCAGUCAAGCUCCCGAUACAGAGACAAUAGAAGCCGUGAUGAGAGGAAAAAAGAUGAUCGUUCUCGAAAAAGAGAUUAUGAUCGAAACCCUCCUCGAAGAGAUUCAUACAGAGACCGGUAUAAUAGAAGGCGAGGGAGAAGCCGCAGUUACAGCCGGAGUCGAAGUCGAAGCUGGAGUAAAGAGAGGCUUCGUGACAGGGAUAGAGAUCGAAGCAGGACGAGGAGCAGAAGCAGAACUCGAAGCAGGGAAAGGGACCUCGUGAAACCUAAAUAUGACCUGGAUAGAACAGAUCCAUUAGAAAAUAAUUAUACACCAGUCUCUUCAGUAUCUAAUAUUUCAUCUGGCCAUUAUCCAGUACCUACUUUGAGCAGCACCAUUACCGUAAUUGCUCCUACUCAUCAUGGUAAUAACACUACCGAAAGUUGGUCUGAAUUUCAUGAAGACCAGGUAGAUCACAACUCUUACGUAAGGCCACCAAUGCCAAAGAAGCGCUGUAGAGAUUAUGAUGAAAAGGGGUUUUGUAUGAGAGGAGAUAUGUGUCCUUUUGAUCAUGGAAGUGACCCAGUAGUGGUAGAAGAUGUGAAUCUGCCUGGCAUGCUGCCUUUCCCAGCACAGCCACCUGUAGUUGAAGGACCACCUCCUCCUGGGCUGCCUCCACCUCCUCCAAUUCUCACACCCCCACCUGUGAAUCUUAGACCUCCUGUGCCACCUCCAGGUCCAUUACCACCCAGUCUGCCACCUGUCACAGGACCACCUCCUCCACUUCCUCCUCUGCAGCCAUCUGGCAUGGAUGCGCCACCCAACUCUGCGACCAGCUCUGUCCCUACUGUAGUGACAACUGGCAUUCAUCACCAGCCUCCUCCUGCUCCACCCUCUCUUUUUACUACAGUUUUUGUGUUACCAGAUACAUAUGAUACAGAUGGCUACAAUCCUGAAGCCCCAAGCAUAACAAACACUUCCAGGCCUAUGUAUAGACACAGAGUGCAUGCACAAAGACCUAACUUGAUAGGACUAACAUCAGGGGACAUGGAUUUACCACCCAGAGAAAAGCCUCCUAAUAAAAGCAGUAUGAGAAUAGUAGUGGAUUCAGAGUCAAGGAAAAGAACCAUUGGAUCUGGGGAACCUGGAGUUUCUACAAAGAAGACGUGGUUUGAUAAACCAAAUUUUAAUAGGACAAACAGUCCAGGUUUUCAGAAGAAGGUUCAAUUUGGAAAUGAAAAUACUAAACUUGAACUUAGGAAAGUUCCUCCAGAAUUAAAUAACAUCAGCAAGCUCAAUGAACAUUUUAGUCGAUUUGGAACAUUGGUUAACUUACAGGUUGCCUAUAAUGGUGAUCCUGAAGGUGCCCUUAUCCAAUUCGCAACAUAUGAGGAAGCAAAGAAAGCAAUCUCAAGUACAGAAGCAGUAUUAAAUAAUCGCUUUAUUAAGGUUUAUUGGCAUAGAGAAGGAGCUACUCAGCAGUUACAGACUACUUCACCAAAGGUAAUACAACCAUUAGUCCAGCAGCCCAUUUUACCUGUUGUGAAGCAGUCAGUCAAAGAGCGAUUGGGUCCUGUACCUUCAGGUACUGUUGAACCGGCAGAAGCCCAGAGUGCUACUUCAGACCUUCCCCAGAAUGUAACUAAGUUAUCUGUGAAGGACAGGUUGGGUUUUGUAUCAAAGCCAUCUGUUUCAGCAACUGAAAAGGUGUUAUCUACAUCUACUGGCCUCACAAAAACGGUGUAUAAUCCAGCUGCUCUGAAGGCUGCACAAAAAACUCUCCUAGUUUCUGCCCCUGCAGUUGAUAAUAAUGAAGCACAGAAAAAGAAACAGGAGGCACUGAAACUUCAGCAAGAUGUAAGAAAAAGGAAGCAAGAAAUUUUAGAAAAGCACAUUGAAACACAGAAGAUGCUAAUUUCAAAACUAGAGAAAAACAAAACAAUGAAGUCUGAAGACAAAGCAGAAAUAAUGAAAACAUUAGAGGUUUUGACAAAAAAUAUUACCAAGUUGAAAGAUGAGGUCAAAUCUACAUCUCCUGGACGCUGUCUUCCAAAAAGCAUAAAAACAAAGACUCAGAUGCAGAAAGAAUUGCUUGACACAGAAUUGGAUUUAUAUAAGAAGAUGCAGGCUGGAGAAGAAGUCACUGAACUUAGAAGAAAAUAUACAGAAUUACAGCUGGAAGCUGCUAAAAGAGGAAUUCUUUCAUCUGGCCGAGGUAGAGGAAUCCAUACACGAGGUCGAGGGGCAGCUCAUGGCCGGGGCAGGGCCAGAGGUCGAGGACGAGGUGUGCCUGGACAUGCUGUGGUGGAUCACCGGCCCAGAGCAUUGGAGAUAUCUGCUUUUACAGAGAGUGAUAGAGAAGAUCUUCUUCCUCACUUUGCGCAAUAUGGUGAAAUUGAGGAUUGUCAGAUUGAUGAUGCUUCACUUCAUGCGAUAAUUACAUUCAAGACAAGAGCAGAAGCAGAAGCUGCAGCAAUUCAUGGAGCUCGUUUCAAAGGGCAGGAUUUAAAACUGGCAUGGAAUAAACCAAUACUUAAUAUUUCAGCUGUGGAAACCGAAGAAGUUGAACCUGAUGAAGAGGAAUUUCAGGAAGAGUCUUUGGUGGAUGACUCAUUACUUCAAGAUGAUGAUGAAGAAGAAGAGGACAAUGAAUCUCGUUCUUGGAGAAGAUGAUUUGACUGAUCAUUGAUCUGCAUAUGCUAGAACUCUACCUGUGUUUCAUUAGUAUUAUCUAAUGUACUUUUACAUAUUUGUAAAAACAAUUUUUGGUAAAAUAUGAUGAAGAUGAUUUCACAAAUAGAUAAAAGAGAAGAAAACUACCUUCUGAUCUUGUAUUUUGAAGAUUGAUGUUUGCAUUUUAUUUCAGUAAACAAUUGCUAAAGAUAUCACAAUAGAACAUAUGCAAUGUUUUUAUUACAUACUUCUAUUGAACAAUACAGAAUUCUUUGAGUUAUUUGUAAAUUAAUGAAUAGAUUUGAAUACUUAUGACCCAGUAUUUGUUAUAACAUAGAGGAUUUUGUUUUACUCCAAAUAAGGAAUGAAUUUGCAUUUAAAAUCUUAAUGAAUGUUUUCAGAAAUGAAUAGAUGACAUAGUAUUCUAAAGUCUCCAAGUUAUGUAUUCAUAAUAUUGCAUAGUAGUAUGCUUAGGCUUUACUAUGUAUUAGCCAUUUGUUGGAUUUGUGUAUGUAUUUUAUCACAUGGGUGUUAAUGAUAAUGGUGUAUGACUGCUUUACAUAUGAGUCCUUAUGCAUCUGGAUGCUAAAAAUAAAGUGGAAUGGUCUCUUAAAAGAAAAAAGAAAAGAAAAAAAUAAUGACAAAAAAAAAAAAAUUCCAUGACAAUGUUCCUUGAUUUAAAAGAAAAAAAAAAAAAAAAAAGAAAAGAAAAAAAAAAAAAAAAGAAAAUGAAACAGACCAUUCCAGAUGGUGAUCUGCCUUCCCCUGAUUAUCAGAAGGAGCUAUAAUCACUAAAUAAUAAUGGUUACUGGUACCUUUACAAUGAUGUACAAUCCAAUGUUUAAAAUUUAUCCACUUCAGUUUGGUUUGAUCAUAUAAAUUUUCAACAGAUGUCUUAAAAUUUAAAAGCAGGCUGAUUAGUUUGGAACCAGACUUCAAGUAGCGCUAACAUUUGGUGAAUAAGACAACUUCAUGUUACAUUUUGGAUGUAUGAAAAGAAAACUUGACCAUUUGAAGAUGUAUGAAUAAAGAAAUAUACUAUAGAUACUACUUUAGGAAAACACUGUUUGUAGUCGUGAAAGAUGCCAAAUUGGCAGAGGCUCACGUUUCUUCUCUUUACACCAAACAGCAGAGAGAGAGCAUCACUGCCUGAAUUUGGCUUUGUGACUCUACGAGCAAGCCCGUCCUGUCCUGUCUGGAGAUGACUGUUAACAUCCUGUCAUUUGGUUUGCCCUUUAUCAAUCUGAAUAGCUGUUUACAUGUACUGUGAUGACCAUUUUAUCUUUACAGUUCUGUACAAGUACAUCUGAGUCCAGAAGUGUACCAAGUGUGUGAUAUUUAUGACCUUACUCAUAGAUGUUUUCUCCCCUUUAUAGCAAUUUAACUUGUAAACCACCUUAAGAAGGAGCAAAGGCCUUUUAGCUUCCUUAUGAGAUGUAUUAUGUCUCAGGCAAACUGAGAAAUGUGUCUGUGAAAUCUAUAAAGCCAUGAGAGCAUUAAUUGAACAGUUUAGAAUGAAGAAAAUGAAUUAAAAAGUUAAACAUAAGUUUGGCUUUAAUUUUUUAUUUUUAGGAUGUAUUUAUUGAAUUAGGAUAGCCACUGAAAAUAAUUUUGAACAGAGUGUAAAGUUCUUUUUACAUACUGUAAUUAGUUAUGUAUUUCUUGUGAGCAUAUUAAUUGAUGGGAUUGCCAGGACCAUUUUACUCCAGUGCAUUUUUUGUCAUUCUUAACUCCCAAAAACGAAGAAAAUAUUUUAUUUCUUUUCAAAUAAUAAAUGAUAACCUGUGGGUUCUAAAACUGAACAACAUCUAUUAAGUUUGUCUAAUUUAUACAGUUUUCAUUAUUUGUAAUCAGGGAUCAAAGACAAUCCUACAAGCAAGGGGAAAUAGUGUUAAGUGUUUUUAAAGAAUAGCUUUCAACUGCUCUAAAAGUAUAUCUACUAAUUAUUUAUAAGCAGUAUAGCUUAAAGUAUACGAUUAAAAUUCUCAUUCUAAAUAUGAAUUAACAUUUUUUAUAGCACACCAGAAAUUUUUUUUCACUAAGUUUUUUUUGAGUAUUCCUUCAUAGAUUCUUAGGGGUUUCUGAGAAGUCUAACAUGAUAGCCACUCUGACUUAGAACCAAAUUAUAUUGAUUCUGAUUUCUUUCUUUUUAAGCUCUACCCAGUCAUACUUUCUUUCAUGCAAAACUACAUACUACUCUACAAACACUUUUUCCCUCUUGAGUAUGCAUUGUGAUUGUCUUCAUGAAUAAUAAAAUGUAACAAACUCAUUAGUCAUACUAUAAAUUAUCUGUCUUGAUCCACAUUGAUUAUACAUGCAUGGUUAAAGGAAAAGCAUGUAUUUUAGAUAAUUAUUAUCUAAAUAAUAAUUUAGAUAGCCUACAAGGCAUUCUGUUUGGUUAUUUUCUCCAGCCCUACCAACGUUUUUUGUUCUUUUUUACAGAUUUGCAGAUAGCCGUGAGGAAUCCAUAAAUGUUUUACCAGAAUAGUUGAUAUUUUUACUUUGAAAGAAGGCUUUACAGUAGUAGUGCUGUAGCUGCUUACUUUAGAGCCACAGAACAUUGUCGGAAGAAACCACACCUGUCAGCCAGUAGCUCUUUUGAUUGCUUAAUAGGUGACUGCUGCACACUGUCACAUUAACUUACUUUGCUGUUGCCUUUUUCUUUUGCUGUUGGGUUAAAAACAAAGCAAAACAAAGUGGAACAUGCCCUUGGGGAUCAGAAGUCAAAUUGAUUUCUCCUUAAAAUCAUUGCAUUUUUUAAAAAAGUGUUGGGAGAUUCAGUUGGUCAGUUACAUUUAAGUCCUUAUACAUUGGUUAUUAGAGAUUCCUUUUUAAAUUUUUUUUCUUGAAUAGCCUUACCAUGGAGCUAUGUGUACAUAACUGUACAGAAUCAUUUUUGUGUAAUUGAAUGGAGCAGUUUACUUCUGCAUGACUGCAUUAUGGAAGCCUUUUAUAUAUCUUUAUAUUUUUCAAUAUACUUAGAUUUUACACUAUUGGUCGCUCUAGUCAUGCUAUAUUUGUUGUUUUUUUUAAAUAGAAUUUAUAAAUAUUUAUGCUCAAAAUACAGAUCAACUAAAUAUUUUUGGUCUUGUUUACAAGAUAAUACUUUAAAGUGAUACAGACCCCUCAAGUGUCUUAGGAAACAGUCAUUGGUGCUAUAAAACCUUUCAGUGUCAUUGAAUCUGUCGUCUAGUCUUUGCUGGUCUUUAUUUAUUUAUUCCUGCUUAUACUUUAAUCUAGCUAGCAGCAGAAUUAUGAAGUGGUAUGUGUUGAGUCGGUUAAAAGCCCAGCCCCAUUAGAGAACACCUAAUAAUUUAAGAAACUGAUGCAUAAUGACUGUAUUCUUAUUGUGCCCAGCUUCUCCCAAAAGAACAUAGUUUAUUUUGAUAAGAAGGCUAUUAAUUUGAUUAGCAUUUAAAAAUGAUAUACUUACUCAAGCAUGUCUUUUUCUCAUAUUUGAAAUGGAAAACUUUUCUAGUCCUAAAAUAAUUACGUAAUUUCACUCUGCUUUAAAUUUCCAUCUGUCCUUCACUCAGUCGAAGGCAGAGUAUUUCUUACAAAUAUUUACAGAAUAUUUGAUGAAUUAUAAAGAAAUGAGUUAUUACAUUGUACAAGUUUUCCGUUGAUGUGUACUUCGUGUUUUGUCCCCAAGAUUUUAUUCCAGCACCUUACUGAAUGUUUUUAAGAUACAGUUAAGUAUCAGCAGAGCAUUCAGACAUGUUUGCUUUUGAUUCUCAGAACCCUAAACCUGUUUUGAGUGUGAUAAUACUUCAGAAUAUACUGUUUGUCAUCAGAUUUCCUUUAAGGGUUCCUUUACUGGUUUAUUUUAGCUCAGUUUCUAUGGACUGUUGUUGAAUAUGAAAACACCAAAGGAGUCUUUUCUCGUCUGAAGACUGGGUUGUUCCAGUGGUUAGUACCUGUGCCCAUAACUAUCCCAUUUCAUGAAUGCGUGUUGGCAUGGGGGAAAAUUCCCUGCUCUUUGAGUGGAGCGAAAGUAACUGGUUAAGCUGUAGCAGCUUCCUUGUUUAUUUUUAAAAGUGAUGAUAAAACUUGAACUGAAAAAGGUAAAACUUGAACUAGAAAACUACUCUUGUAUGCACAGAAUGUUUAUAGUGACUGUGUUUGUGUGGGUUGUCAACACUUCUAUUAUUUAUAGUUGAAUUAUGUUGUUUAUUAAAUAUCCAUGUUUAUUAUUUUUAUAUUUUGAAAUUUUAAAAAUAAAAUAGUCUUAAUAAAAA